GUAGAGCGAGAGAGAGAGAUGAGGGCAGCUGGAUAAAGGAGUUUUGUUGUUGAAAAAGCUAAAGAGAAUAAGAUGGGAAGAGAGAAGGAAUUUAAGAGAGUGAGGGGGGACAUUCUCUAGUUUUCCAGCUUUUCUUUUGCCUCCUUAUAUGGUCAAAUGAUGACUGUGGAAUCAAUGGGCAGAGGGGAGUGGGUUGGAACUCCGAGAGUAAGAGAGAGGGAAAGAAUGAGAGGGGAAAGAGGUGAGAAGUGUAGAGGAGAGGGGUGUUCAGUGUCGUGUGCUUGGGACACUGGGGACUUCCAUGAGAGGCAGCCGGACACAAACCACUGGUCAGCAAAGCGAGACAGGCCAGGCACAGAGAGGGAUAACCAGGAGUCUUAUCAGGGCUGAACUGCUAACAGCUACAGAGCUUUAGCGGGGUGGGAUUCCUGGUGCCAAGAUGACGGAGCGCUAUGACUGCCACUACUGUAAGGAAUCCCUGUUUGGUAACAAGUACGUCCUGAGAGAGGAGAACCCAUACUGUGUCAAAUGCUACGAGAGCCUGUACUCCAAUACCUGUGAGGACUGCAAGAAACCCAUCGGCUGCAAUACCAGGGACCUGUCCUACAAGGACCGCCACUGGCAUGAGGAGUGUUUCCAGUGCUUCCAGUGUAAACGGUCUCUGGUGGACAAGCCCUUCUCCACCAAGGAUGACCAGCUGCUCUGCACUGAGUGCUACUCCAAUGAGUACUCCUCCAAGUGCCACGAGUGCAAGAAGACCAUCAUGCCUGGCUCCAGGAAGAUGGAGCAUAAGGGUAACAGCUGGCAUGAGACCUGCUUCACCUGCCAGCGUUGCCAGCAGCCCAUCGGCACCAAGAGCUUCAUCCCCAAGGAGAACCAAAACUUCUGUGUGCCCUGCUACGAGAAGCAGUUUGCCAUGCAGUGUGUGCAUUGCAAGAAACCCAUCACUACUGGUGGGGUGACCUAUCACGACCAGCCCUGGCAUAAGGACUGCUUCCUGUGCACCGGCUGCAAGCAGCAGCUGUCAGGCCAGCGGUUCACCUCCCGUGAUGACUUUGCGUACUGCCUCAACUGUUUCUGCAACCUGUACGCUAAGAAGUGUGCCUCCUGCACCACCCCCAUCAGCGGUCUGGGUGGCAGUAAGUACAUCUCCUUUGAAGAGCGUCAGUGGCACCAUGACUGCUUCAACUGUAGGAAGUGCUCCGUCUCCCUGGUGGGCCGGGGUUUCCUCACCGAGCGUGACGACAUCCUGUGCCCUGAGUGUGGCAAAGACAUCUGAUUUGCAGGCAGCGAGUGGCCGACAAAUCUGAUUGGAUAGCAAUGAAACAACCAGGAAGAAUGUUUUAAAAUAAUAGAUUUACAAAAUCAGCGAGGAACCAUAGCAAUGAGUCCCAACAACAAUCCGUCAGAGCACAACUGAAUAUAUAUAUCAUAAUAGCACAAUAUACUAUUAGGCUACUAACCCAAUAUGCUAUUUGAGUUCUAAGAUAUCUAUUUGACAAUCAUAGGUUUUUGUGUCAUUGGUCUUAGAUUUUUUGGUAUGCAACAGCAAAUAUUGCUUUCUGUAUUCCCUGGCUUGAUAUCCAAUAUCAGUUUGAGGUUUUGCGCAAGAAUGUCUGCUGUCCUAAUCUAUUAUAUGCUGGUAAGAUUCAUAUAUUCAGAGUUUAUGCAUUUAGAAAGGAAAGUCUACCGAAAUUACACAAUUACUGCAGUCUAUGGAAACAAAUAUGUAAUUCUGUAAUUUGGUUGGAAUAUCCCUUUACGUUUUGAAAGGUUAUUUUGUGGUGCGUAUGAAGGAGCACCAGUUUCUAAGUAAAUGAGCUCCAAAGUAAAUGUGAACUAACACAAAGGAACAGGUUUACCGGGCUUUUACACUGGUGCAAAGUUUGUAAUGUUAUUCAGAUGGGAAUAAAACAUAAAAGCUACAACUAAAGAAAAAUAUUAAAUGUUAAUAACAGAAGUGUAAAUAAUGACAGUUUGAUAAGCUCAAUUUAUCAUCCCAAAUAAAUGUCAAGUAUACAUUUGAGGCUGGUGCAAAUGCCUGGUAACUCUAUGUGCCUAUAAACGUAAGAGCCGACACAGCACUGUCUGUAUAAGUCAUUUUCCAAGGGCGCCGAUGAAAAGUCUGUGUUUGAAAUCCAAAUAAAGAACUACAAAAAGA
Molecule: messenger RNA, 2161 nt
Organism: Salvelinus fontinalis (brook trout)
Lineage: Eukaryota; Metazoa; Chordata; Actinopteri; Salmoniformes; Salmonidae
Product: four and a half LIM domains protein 2-like
Exons: 6
Coding region: 440-1279 (279 amino acids)
Cellular component (GO): Z disc; nucleus
Molecular function (GO): transcription coregulator activity
Source: RefSeq, a predicted model, not a curated record